Messenger RNA from Diaporthe batatas, 5940 nucleotides. RefSeq lists its product as uncharacterized. Bases 1430 to 3016 code for a protein of 528 amino acids. The record is from RefSeq and is a predicted model, not a curated record. Gene Ontology annotation, molecular function: zinc ion binding; DNA-binding transcription factor activity, RNA polymerase II-specific. NCBI's taxonomy places the organism in Eukaryota, Fungi, Ascomycota, Sordariomycetes, Diaporthales, Diaporthaceae. Gene Ontology annotation, biological process: regulation of DNA-templated transcription. The transcript has 4 exons.
UUGGACUGGCCCGACCUGGGGGCGGCAGAUUUGUGCUUAUGGCCAGUCGACCGACCCUGGUAGACACCAAAUGCAAGAAAUGCAGCUACCCGUGGGGGACACACUGGUAACGACCGGGGCAGGACAGCUGCUGAAGGAACCUUCGACUGCUCCCAUGGUGACAGGACGCUGUGUAACCUUCAACUACCUAGGUAGCCCAACGAUUGAAGGUACACCUUCCAAUAUGAGGUAUCGUCUGCGUGCUUGGGGCAACUUGCGACGCCGAGGCUCAAAUAAGUACAAGUUCCACAGGUAUUGACAUUAUCUGACGAGCACUCACACGAGUGAGGACCUUGUUUUCUUGUCUGAAGAGGAUUCUCGACUGCCCACGGUGACACGGAGGUUUUCAGCAUCUGCUCCCUUUAUCUUUUUCCCCCCUUCCAUUCCGCCGACCUCCUCCUUCGUCACUAUCGCUUUACUCGGGCUCGCUGUCUCCCUACACCAUCCUGACCUCCACCAUUGGAUCUUUGGGUAUUUGCUGUGGGUGCAGAGGGAACUCAAUAUACCUUGCAUAUUCUGGUGCCACACCUCCGCGGUGGCCUUCCUCCCAAACGGCCUUUUCUAACAUCGCAGCUGCAACUUGACGCGACUCUCGACAUUGAGUGUCCAACAGAUAUUGCGGGCAAAAGCGGUACCGGACCAGAAGAAGUGCAAUAAUAACCUGUCCUCGUCACAACUAUUGCCAGCUGGAAUCCGCACAACAACGUGACAGCUCUUCUGUUUCGCUCAGCGAGAUCAUUGCGUUCUUGUUUUACACACCAGGCACUGUGGGGGACCUAUGUGCGUAUUUUCACGCCGUGUCUUAUCAGCCGGGCCUUGCUUUACCUGGGAACCGUCUGCUAGGAGGAGCCGCUGGAUACACAGGGCUGUACCAUCAAGCCAACCUGUCAGCCAGAUCAUACAAGCAGCGACAAACACACAGCAGCUGGGCCGACUCGCCCGUCAGCUGGCCUCUUCGCACCAGAGUGGACCAAGAUCGGCUUCGGUUGGACCUUGCACGGUUCCUAAGGCUCUCUGGCCUGUCUCGUCUCGCCUCGACAACCUUGUCCGCAGCUGUCUGGCUGCCUGCCUCCCACCCUCGCCUACCCGCCUGUGUCCUGACGAUUUCGAAGGCCUCUCUGCAUCUUACAUGCCCCUGUGCGCCGCCCUCGCUUUGGAUUGCCCCAUUCUGCCCUGUACCCCUGAAUAUUGAAGGCCACUCACUUCAAGCCAGCCAAGCCAAGCCAGCCGUCUCUCAAUAAACGACUUGUCUCGACGUACCUGCUCUGGUAUUCCAACAAAUAGCCAGCAAGUAUUGUUCAAGGCUCGCAAGUCCUGGGGACCUCGCUUUCCAUCCUCUUCCUCACCAACCCGAUCACACUCGCAGAGACACCCGGACUUGUAUAUUAACAUGGUGUCCCGGGCCUACUACCCCCCUCCGCCUCCGCACCCUCACGAAGGUGCGAGAUAUCUUCCAAGCCGUUCAUGCGCGCCCUACUACUCAUAUCCGGAACGUCGAUACCAGCUUCCCUCCCACGACGCUCGUUCUAUGACCAUGACGGACCCCCAGACUGAUGAAACAACACCACCGCGGAAGCGAAUCGCUGUUGCUUGUGGGCGAUGCCGCAAGCGCAAGAUCCGUUGCAGUGGAGAUCCAGGCGGUGGACUACCGUGCGUCAACUGCAAGAACGCUGGCGUCGAUGCCUGUCUCUUUCUUCGGGUCCAAUCCCAGGAGGCGCCCAUGCGGGAGGACAGUCGGUAUGACUACAACAUCGACGUUUCUCGCACAUUGGCGCAGCGCAGCGCGGGGCCUGUUACGCAGAUCAGUUCUUCCAUGGCCCAUUACCCCCAAGAUAUGCAUAUCCUAAGCUCGGCGGCCAUCCCUUCGUCUUAUAGAAGCGCUAGCUACACCAACAUGGGCACAAAAGGCUACUAUCCCCUUGGCGCGGACUGGGGAGAUGCGUAUAGCGCAGAUUCAGCUGUUGGCGACUACAGUCUCGGUGUUCCACAAUACCAGGUGAUUGGCAGUGACGCGUCGAACAUUGUUCCCAGCUAUGGACAUUGGAGUGCCCGCCAAAAGAGCAUCGGACAAAAUGGCAGCGUCUACGUUGACACCGAGUCCGCUUACCCAUACGGCAAUGGCACCAGCACUGGUCUUGUUCAUAGACCAGCUUCCUCACUGCCUCCUGAUACCUCUGCAUACUCCUUGGUGGGGAUCGCUGCAUCACUCCCUUCCGCGGGAAACGAGCGCCAUCUGCCAAAUCCGGCAGCCAUUUCACGAGCUAUGGGCAGCUCGUCUGCCCCUUAUCGGCUUGACGGUCUCCCAACAGGGUACGGCAGCACAAAAGCGAGCCAAAACUCGGUUCCUGGCAGCCAGGCUUCACCAACAUCCCCAAUUCCUGAUGUGACUGCGGCGGCUGCAGCAGUGGGAUACGCGAGCUCCUAUGACUACGCCUCGGUGGGUAGGUCUUCGCAACAGCAUGGCAGCAGCUCCUCAGAUGCAUACGGAUCUGUGUCAACAGGGAGCAGCGAGACUAUAUUUGGAGAGCAAGACCGCAGCGCGGCGUCCCAGGGGUCAGCCGUUGACCUUACUGGGUACACAUACGGGGCCGCGAGCCCGGCAGAUGCUUCGAGCCUGCGGCGGGCCUCUUCCGGGUCCGGAUUGACGACUCGAUCGGCGGCAGAGAGCAGCGUCAGCACCGGAUACGCAGCCAGUGAUGGGACAUCAGCUAUCGGCUCAGGGAACUUCCAUGGCUCGUCUUCAUCCCAUGUGCACCAUCAUCGUCAGCACCAUGGGCAAUCCCACCACGCUUCUACACGUCACACGAGUCACCACCACACCCAUCCGCAUCAACUUCCUGCCCAUGCCGUGACGGGUAACACCGCCUACGGGGAAGUUUCCGGAGGUGGCAGCAACCACAGCAAUGGAGUCUCUGGUAGCGUCGGUGGCACAACGGUUACAGACAGCCACCGGUCUACAAUCGUGUCUCGACGAUAAUUAGAUUGAAGGCUGCCCAGGCUCGCAGUUGUUGCUUCGACACUCCCACACCCGUGCUUCCUACCGCCCCACUCCAUGUGUGUUUACAACGCGACACGCAGUCUGUCGUGACGCAACGGGGACAGACCCAGGGAAGAGUCAUGAGACAAUGGAACGGAAAAGGUGUCGACAGGCAACUGCACUGCCUCUGGCCAACAGCAGACUACCGGGCCUUGAUUAUACAUGGCAUGGCCGCUAGCAAGAGUAUCACUCGCCCACUCUUGUCUAAUACAUCUUUGAGGGCCUUUCGAGGAACAUGUGUGUUAUGUCUGUUCUGUUUUGAUUUGAUGGUGAAAAAUAGGAAAAGAGUCGGUACGGCGAUCACCGCCUGAACAGCAAAGAGAUGUAUGAGAGGUGGCUGUCCGGAACAGCACGUACUGCAGAAUUGAUUGGCGAAGAUCCGAGAGAUAUCCCACGCGGGCCAUGAUUCAUUCAGGGGUUGGGAUGGAGGGGUGGAUGAUCACCUGUCAGGCCAGAAAUCUGUCAUCGCGUUUCGCUGUCUGAGGGCUGUCAAGUCAGGGGCGAAGGGGCCCAGCCUAUUCUGUGCAGCACACUUCGCGGACGACCCGCAUGGGCUACCCAUCGCUUUUGUCAAUGAUAGACCGGUCAGUCCCAAGACCUGGGGAGCCCAAUCGCCGUGUUCUGCACCUGAUCUUUCGCAGUUCCUCUUGGAGUUCGGCACUGUGUGCUCAGUUUGGCCCGCGCUUGCGGCGACCAGUUGCGUGCAAAUACAACACGAGAGCUGGGCUCGACUCGGCCUCGACACGGCAACAUGCCUCGAGGGUUGAAGUGGCACUUUCUGCACACGUCGACGACUGGCCAGCACUGCUCCCGACCUAGGCUGCGAGAGGCGCGCCACAAUAAACCGGAAACUUGGAGCACGGUGCGACACUGCCUUCCCACCUCUGUCAGCCAUACCACGGGCCGGAUUGCUAUUUUUGGGCGGCGGCCAUGUUCGGGCUGUGCCUGACGUUUCGUUGUCGGGGCGUAUGCGGAUUUCUCUGCCCAAGUGCCGACCGGUGAGGCCUUCACAUGGUACCAUGCGCCCAGCCAGGGCCCGCGAGCAACGUCAAAGCUGCCGGACGGAGAUCGACGCGGGCUGAUCAAAGGGGCUCGCACCAGGAUAAAGUGCUUACAGGCUUGACACUGACAUCUGCAAUGGCACAUUCCCUUCGGAGCCAAGGGCCCACCAACCCCCAGCACAGCAAUCUAUCCGACGGCGUGCGCAUAUGCAUUCCGGGAGGCUCAGGUCGCUUCACGCCGACUGCCGUCCGGUUGGCACCACCAGACCGAACUGGGGGCCGGCCUUCCUGGGCCUCUCAAGACCCCUCCAAUGGCAGCCCACGCGGGUCAUCGCACGCACCCAUGCCGUGUACCCUGCCUGGCCUUGGGGGAUUUCGACACGGGGCAACCGGACUGGGGUCACAAGGCUUCACACGAUGCCCGACAGGCGCUGCACCAUUCCGAAUGGGUGACAUGAUGCUGUCGUGCCCUCCCCAUCCCAAUUCAUGUAAUCACUCAUUUUCAGCCCCCAACCGCCCCUUCAAGUUCCCCCAACCCCUCUGCAGUUUUCGAUUCUCGUGUCAGGUCUUGACCAGCUGUAUCGGGCCUAUACAUGCGAACUUCUGUCCUGUCCCCCCCCCCCCCCGCGAGACGACGGCAGUCGGAGCCUGGCGAUUUGAUUGCUCGCCUUGGUUGCUGUUUCCGGCUCGUGCUUCUGCGGAAUCUUGUUCUUCUUGUCGCCAUUCCAAGUUUUGUCCCUUUAAAACAUUGUAUCCCGGAGUCAGCCACUUUUGUUCACAUGCCAUCCCCGCUCACUUUCUCUCACAUGCCUCCGAACGAGCAACAUCAAUUCCCAGGGCAUCCUCAUGUUGCAUUUACGUCAUAGAGCCAGCCAGCCACCAGGUCCCUUGCUCCCACCUAUUGGGAGGUGUGUUAGCACAUAUUGUGUCUUGUGUCAUUGUUUUAUCCUCUUCCCUGUUUUCACCAGCAAUCCGCGGUUCGCUCAGUGUGAGAGCCUGGGUUGACGGUCUAAUUCGCUUUAAUACCUUUUAAUGCUCUGCUUCAGCCGAUACCGAGUGGCAUAAAAGCCCUUGGUCGUGUUCAAAUGUUGAGAAUGGGGUCGGUGGUGGAGGGUACGGGAUCCGGAAAAUUGGAGUGAUCACUGUCUUGCUUGUGCUUCGUGUUGUUUUCUUCUCCUUACUCUUUACCUUUUCUCAACCGGUAUCAUGGCAAUUUGGGGGAAGAGGUGGCAAAACCCGGGGCAAAGAUUCAGGCAGUCCAGGGCGUUUCCGAGCGACGGCUAUGAUAUUACACUGAUAUUGCACAGCAUUGUGCGCGCUAGGGGUUAGAGGGGGAGAGGGGAAAUGGCAGAUCAGAGCAGGGCCGAGGCGAUGGGAAAAGACUGUUCUUCUCUAAACCAUUCAUUUGCUUAGUACCACGUUCGAUUCCACCUCCAGAUUAGCCCUUGGUAACAGGGCGCGAGGUUCGUCUUUUUCCUUGUCCUCUGAUUCCUCUUCGCACGUCAUCGACAACCUCUGAGCCCUGCGGUGAAACUCGUUCGUUGCCAUCGUCUCAAAGUCCACUCACGGCACUCUUUGCACAUCUGGCCAACACAACUCUGUCGCUCAUGGAUUGGGAAGUCAGCCCAUUCGGAUUCUUAUUAUCUCAGAGAACCAAAAGGUUGUGUGUUGGUCUCUUCGAGGCCAAGCAGCCACAUUCACAUUCUGACGAGGGAAAACUGUUUGGCAACCCACCACUUGAGGAACAUUGCUUCAGUUUAGAACGCAUCAAUGGGUCAGCCCAAACCAACAUUUUCCAAUUUAGCUAGUCGGAUGAAGCAUAGUUAGGUAGAAUUUGUAUUCGACUAUUUAGGUAAACUUUUC